Messenger RNA from Camelus dromedarius (Arabian camel), 3532 nucleotides. Its product is annotated as ryanodine receptor 2-like. Gene Ontology annotation, molecular function: ryanodine-sensitive calcium-release channel activity. Gene Ontology annotation, cellular component: sarcoplasmic reticulum membrane; Z disc; calcium channel complex. The transcript is spliced from 11 exons. The record is from RefSeq and is a predicted model, not a curated record. Bases 809 to 1120 code for a protein of 103 amino acids. Gene Ontology annotation, biological process: release of sequestered calcium ion into cytosol by sarcoplasmic reticulum; striated muscle contraction. NCBI's taxonomy places the organism in Eukaryota, Metazoa, Chordata, Mammalia, Artiodactyla, Camelidae.
GAGUGUUGAAACAUGGGUGCUUAUUAUAAUACUUUCAUACUAUUUUGUACUUCUGAAGUUCUCCAUUAGAAAAGAGUUAAUGGAAAAUGAUACUUUAUUUGUAGCCAGAACAUUUAAAAAACUAAUCAGUAAACACUCAAGUAAUUAAUCUGGGAAAUUCUGAUGUUAUGAAUAAUAAUUUUUUGUCUUGUUAGAUUUACAUUUUCAAGGUCAUGCCUUAAAAGCCUGCAGCAGAAAUUGCUUUACUGGGAAUUACUGUCAUUCAGGGUUUAGUGUGGUGAUAAGACGGUCACCUUGGCAUUCAGGAAGAUGGGAACAGAGAGGAGCUAAGGUUAGUAGCACUAGAGAACUACACUGCAACUCUGAGGGCUCACUGGGGGCGGUUUGGACUUGGUGACUGAAGUUUGCCACCAGUCUUUCAGUUCAUAGGCCUCGAUUUGCAUAAAACAUACGCCCUACAUUGAGUGUCAGGAUUUAUCCCAUCUCUCAUUCUCAUGGAGAUGCUGACAUUCCCUGCGUAGCUUUCCUCUCUGAUUUUUCCAUUGUCUCUUGGUAUUUUUUCAGUACCUUGUUCCAAGGAGCUGCUGCCAAUCAAGUGCACCUGAAAUGAAGCUGACUUGCUUUUCUGGGUUUUAACACAAGUAACAGAGCUACUUCUGACGCAUUUGAGUCCUCCGCUCCUUCAGAAGAAAGGCGGCCCUUCCCUUAACCAAUCAGACGAGUCCUUGCGGUCACCUGACAGCGGACACGCGUUCUCAUCUGGGGGGACUCUGCCGCCUUCUGGCCGCCGGCGCGGUGCUCGCCUCAGAUGUGGAAAGACCGAGAAGUCGCGUCCCGACCUGGGGAGCGUGCGGAUUCUGACAGGACUGUCGCCGGCGUUGGAGGUGUUGCCGCAGUCGUGGAUAUGUGGAUACGCAUUUCCCUCAUGUUAAAGCACUUGUCCUACGGCAAUGGCAGCUUACACGUGGAUGCCGCCUUCCAGCAGACCCUCUGGAGCGUGGCCCCCAUCAGCUCAGGAAGCGAAGCAGCCCAAGGGUAUCUCAUCGGCAGUGACGUCCUCAGGUUGCUUCAUGGACACAUGGACGAGUGCCUCACUGUCCCCUCAGGAGAACAUGGCUAAGAGCAGCGGAGAAGUGUUCACUACGAAGUUGGUGCUGUAUCUGUUCACGCACGUGCCCUGUGGAGGCUGGAGACACUGAGGGUUGCGAACUUGUGUCCCUGAAGCCUGGUAAAGCUGCAGAGCUGGUUGCUACUCACUUUUCUAAACAGAUUGAAACAGUCCUUAAAAAACUUCAGAGAAGAUGUCGUUGUAAAUCAAGAAUUGCUGCAAACGUCUCCGUGUGUCGCAGAGCAGUUCACUGAGCUGUUGUGUCCGUUCAGCCCCAACCGGGUUAUAGAGAUGCUGCCAGGCCUUGAGUGCUGCCGCCUGGAAGAAAGCAUUCAGAUUACUCAGAAGUAUCAGCUUCAAGAAGUCACUGCCUAACUAUUUGAAAAGAAAGGAGAUAUUCAUGGUGCCUUUUUUAAUGCUAGAGAUAUUGAUGGAUGGGAGAGAUGAAGUGUUCCUUUCACCUCCUAGAGACUGCAAAGCAAGCUUCCAGAGAGAACACAUCAAGAUGAACAUUACUACAAGAUACUGAAUAUAGCUCCCUGUGCUCUACAGAAGAAUCUUGAUUACCCGGAAGUAUCAUUUUCUUGAAGUCACUGCCUUUCUAUUAGAAAAGAAAGGAGAUGUUCAUGGUGCCUUCUUAACCAGGAGGCCACCCAUGCCCAGCUCCUGCUGUGCCUAGAAGGCCUGUCAGGAAGGACACCAGGAGGGGACUGCAGAACAGUGACCGACCUUGGGUCACUGCUGGGCCCAGGCAACAAGAAGCAACGAGUCCCUGUGGGCAGGAGGCCGGCAUGUGCACGGACAGCAGAGCAGAGGUGCUGGCACCAGGAGUCCGGGUGGGCACUGGGGUGCAGACUUCAGUCUCCCUUCUCCACCCACUGGCCUAGCUCUGCGUGGGGCGAUGGCCAGCCAGGGGCUUUAGGAAGGAUGGAAAAAGUGAAGUUAGAGGUAGAAGGAACUUCCCAGGGUUCACGUGGGGUUGAGUCCAGGGUGGGCGGUGCUGGCUUCCUGAGGCCAGGACAGCUCUGCUGCAUCCCCGCUCACCCGGGCCAGGAGCGCCCCCCCUCCCGGUGUGAGCGGUUGGCACACGGCCAGCACCCUCUCCUUGAGCAGGGCAGGUCACCCCAGGGUCACGAGAUUGGGGUCAGUCUGUGAGUUCAGGGGUGGGUACUCCUGCCUCCUCACUGUGACCCUGUCUGAGCCUCAGUUCUUCACCUUGAGAUGGAGGGAGGGUAACAGUGCCGGCCUGGCCAAGGCAGGAGGCAGAGGUGGGUCCAGGCUUUAGCUCCAGGAGAGUCUGGAGGGGUUAAGGGAGGAAGGGAGCUUCCUGGCAGGAGUGCAGGUGGGAGACUGAAGGGGCACCUGAGGGGCCAUGUGACAGGCAGCAGGGUGGGUGGGGCAGAGAGGAGGCAGUUGGAUGUCAAAGUCACAGCCAGAGACUGAGGUCUGACCCCACCCUCAUCCUCCAAAGAAUAGGUCACUCUUGAUGUGAGGAGGCAGAGGUGGGAGGGGUCUCUGCACUGACAUGGGCUCAGGUUCAGAGAGUGGGGCUGCAGGGAGGCUGGGAGAUGCCUGGAAUGAACUUUCUUCUCUGCCCCACUGUCCUGCAUCCCCUCUGGCUGGGUUUGUAGAUCCUUCCCUGAAAGAUGGGAUUGGGGAGGGGUGAGUUCAGAGAGGCCACAGAGGCCCAGAAUGGUAAUGACCCCCAUGGCCACCAUGGGGCGUUUAGGCAGGCCCAGAGCCCGUGGGGCCAUGCCAGUCUGUCUGUCCAGAUGGGCACAGCCGAGGCUACUGUUGCCUGUGGCCCUGGCUGGGGCUGCCCACUGUUCCCACCCAGGCCUAGGUGGGAGAGGGCGUACCGGGCCCCUGACUUCCUGUCACCCUUUGAAAUGUGAGGGCUUGGCUUCUCUGUUUCAUUCAACAGGAAGUGGUCAGAGUAGUUGAAAUCCCUUUUCUCUCCCAGUCUGCACAUUUAGGUUCCAACCUAGUCUUUGUCCCUGAAAGAUCAGCAUGUAACCGUAGGUCUGAGUGGAGCACUGUUUUUUUUUUUAACAUUUUUUUAUUGAGUUAUAGUCAGUUUACAAUGUGUCAAUUUCCAAUGUAGAGCACAAUUUUUCACUACACAUGAACAUACAUAUUCAUUGUCACAUUCUUUUUUGUUCUGAGCUACCAUAAGAUCUUGUAUAUAUUUCCCUGUGCUAUAUAGUAUAUUCUUGUUUAUGUAUUCUGCAUAUGCCUGUCAGUAUCUGCAAAUUUUGAACUACUAGUCUGUCCCUUCCCACACCCCACCCCUUGGCAACCACAAAUUUGUAUUCUAUGUCUAUGAGUCUGUUACUGUUUUGUAUUUAUAUGUGUAUAUAUAUAUAUAUAUUUUUUUUAAGACUCCACAUAUGAGCGAUUUUAUAUGGUAUUUUUCUUCCUCUU